AUGAAUAACUGUAUGAUAGAAACAGGAUUAGAUAUAAGAAAUUAUUUAUCUGGAGAAGGACGGGACGGUUUAAACUGUGACCGUGUUACUAUGUGGUUUUGGAGAGCGAAGAACAACAAUGCAAAUCAAACUUUGAUAGUAGUAUGGGGAAGGAAAAUGAAGCCAAGAAGGGAUGGUUGA
Molecule: messenger RNA, 180 nt
Organism: Dentiscutata erythropus
Lineage: Eukaryota; Fungi; Glomeromycota; Glomeromycetes; Diversisporales; Gigasporaceae
Source: the annotation of a GenBank genome assembly